CCGUUGUGCUCCAGUUAUCGCGCCGCCGCCGACGACAUCCUUGCAGUCGCAGUCCUCCGCUGUUGUCGUUUCGCGCACAAGCACACCGUGUCCGGCCGUUUCCCGGUUAUUUGCCGAACGGGCAGCGGCGUACAAUACAAUAGAACGCACUGUUGUUAACAGUUCGUUCGUCGUUCGGCCAGCUCCAUAAUAUUGCAUUAAAAUAUUAUAGGUAAAUAAUAUUUGACAUAAUAUUUUCGGUUCGCCGUAAUAUUUUACGACGGUAAUAGCAAUUAGCCGCGCAGUCGUUGUCGAAACGUUCGGAAAACCGGCGCCGAUACGUUUGUCCCGCGUGUAGACACAAUAAUGUAACGUCGCGAUAACGCGUGCUCGUAAAUGGGGGGAAAAAAAAAACAAAUCGGAACGAAUUCAGUUAACACGGGAAACGCGCGUACAAUACACGCGUCUCGUAGAUAGAUUCGACUCGAGAGGGCGGACGACACGAAAAGAGAGCCGCGUGAUUUACGACUGUCCUGUUGUGUCCGCAAAGGAUUGCCGUGAUGUAGGGGCGACGGCUGUCGUCGGCUACAGUCCGGGUCGACCGCGGCCUCCCCCGUCCCGCCGACGGACGCGUUUUACACGUACCGUAGGUACGGAUACGCUCCGCGCGGACGUGAACGAGAGAUUUCGUCGUUAGGAAAUGUCGUUUUAAACACGGUCUGUCGCAACGAUAACUGAGAAUAAUAAUAAUAAUAAUAAUAUUAAUAAAACAUUUUUAAUAAUUACAACAACAAUAAUAUUAUCGACGGGUUACAGGACGCGCGGGCAACGUCGGAUGAAUCUGGUGUCCAGGUAUUACGGCGCGGCGGUCGUGUCGUCGCCGUCGGUCGGCAAGUCGGACGAAGAACGGACCGUGGACGUCGGACGGCCGGACACUCCGCCGCCGCCGCAGCAGCGACCGACGAUGGCCGGUCGCCGAGCCGCGGCCGCCGGCGGCCGUCCGGCGACUGCGGUGGCCUGCAACGUCGCCGCGGCCAACGCGGCCGCGCUCACCGCCUGGCUGAACCCGGAAGCGUUUUGGCGCGACACCGAUCAGUGGCGCAACGUGCUGGUCAACUACUAUCACAUGAACAGGGCGGCCGCGCGGUCGUCCCGCGGGCGCGGUUCCGCCGCCGCCGCCGUCGUGCCCUAUCAUCCGUCCGCGGCGACGGCCGUCGCCGCGGGCCGGAAACCGUCGGCCGCCCGGCCGUCCGCGCAGACGCAGCCAUCCGGGUCGUCCCGUCCGAAGAAACGGUACAUAUGCACGUACUGUCAGCGCGAGUUCAGCAAGUCGUACAACCUGCUCAUACACGAGCGCACGCACACCGACGAACGGCCGUACCCGUGCGACGUUUGCGGCAAGGCGUUCCGGCGGCAGGACCACCUGAGGGAUCACAGGUACCGAUAUCACGCGCCGCCGCGGUGACACGGCCGGGUCGUUAUUUAUCGCCGUUUUAACGUCGUCCGUUUUUUUUUUUCUCCCCCUCCCCCGCCGCAGGUACAUACACGUCAAGGAAAAGCCGUUCAGGUGUCCGGUGUGCGGCAAGGGCUUCUGUCAGUCCAGGACGCUGUCCAGUCACCGGAGCAACCGGAAUUCCAUAUGCUUGGACACGGCCGUUUUGCAACAGCAACAACAACACCACGCGGCGCACCCGCAUCAACGGGGCGACGCCGCCGGCAACGUCCGCAGGCCCAAAACGAUCACGGACUUCUCCAUCAAUUCCAUACUGAACCUGCAGUGACGGAACGGCCGCGGUCCGCGUCGAUUUUUCUAUUCUUUUUUUUUCUUUUUUUUUUUUUCUAAUCAUUUAUUAUACCCUCGAAUUUUUUUUGAUCUCAUGUGCGC
Messenger RNA from Cinara cedri, 1864 nucleotides. The record is from the annotation of a GenBank genome assembly. NCBI's taxonomy places the organism in Eukaryota, Metazoa, Arthropoda, Insecta, Hemiptera, Aphididae.